Molecule: messenger RNA, 3309 nt
Organism: Manis pentadactyla (Chinese pangolin)
Lineage: Eukaryota; Metazoa; Chordata; Mammalia; Pholidota; Manidae
Product: dnaJ homolog subfamily B member 6-like
Exons: 1
Coding region: 577-1221 (214 amino acids)
Biological process (GO): positive regulation of proteasomal ubiquitin-dependent protein catabolic process; protein refolding
Cellular component (GO): cytosol; endoplasmic reticulum membrane
Molecular function (GO): ATPase activator activity; Hsp70 protein binding
Source: RefSeq, a predicted model, not a curated record
GAUUUUUUUUUAAUAGAUCCCUCUGUCACCCACUUUAUCACCCAGCAGCAAAUAUUAAAUAACACGGGGAGACAACCAGUAAGUCACUGAAGGCAUUAGGCCUCACAAUGAGCCAAAAUGGAUUUUGUGUCUGAUUUAAGUGCAAGAUCCAUUUUGCUUCUGUUACUUUAAUGAAUGAGGUAAAGACUUCUUUUUGAGCCACGUAAAUAAUUUCUCUUAACAAGCUGCUCAGUGUUGCUUUUAAACUAGGUGAAGUGUCUCCAAUAUGUAUAUUAUCCCUCCCAAAUUUGCCACCAAUAGGAAUGUGAGGCAGACAGCAGGAGCUGAGCCUUUGGCUCAUGUUGAUCUCACAGUCACUCCAGAGGGUGGGAUGGGGGUGGGACAUGGCAGGGGACACAUGCCCCAGAUGGGAAGUUCUCUCCCAGGAGACUUUGUCCUGAGAACCAUGUCAUAGUAAGAUUCCACUGGCCUUGGUGUGGACAUCAGUAGUUCACCAUUUUCCUUUUCCAAAGUUAUAUGGAAAUUCUUUGGAAAAUAAAUUCUGGGAUUUGGUGAGGGAAGGUCCUUUAAAGAAAUAUGGUGAAUUACUACAAAGUACUAGGGGUUCCUCAGAAUGCUUCCUCCUCUGAUAUUAAGAAGGCUUAUCACCAGUUAGCCCUUCAGGUACACCCAGACAAGAGCCCAGAUAACAAGGAGGAGGCUGAGGAGAAAUUCAAGCAAGUAGCAGAAGCCUGUGAGGUCUUGUCUGAUGCCAAGACACGUGGCAACUAUGACAAGUCCAGAGAGAACUGCAUCAAUGGGGGGCACAGAGGAGACGGCAGAGACCCAACCUGUCUGAAGAAGGAACUGUGGUCUGAGAGGCUACACUGUAGCUUUCAAAAUGCCUUUGAAGGUGAAGACUUCUUCUCAGGAGAUUGUUUUUCCACUGGCCAUUUGGGCAGGGCCAGGAGCUUCUGCUGCUCCUUCUUUGAUGUGACCCCCAUACUGGACACAGGAUUUUCCACUUUUGUAUCCCUGGGUGCCAAACCAAGUCCCCGUUCCUUUGGGAUGUUUGCACCCUUUGUAAGCAGCGGAAUGGAAAACUUCAGACUGGUCACCACUUGUACUCAGAUAGUGAAUGGCAAGAGAGUUGCUAGAGAGAAUGUCGUAGAUAAUGUUAAGGGGACGACUGAAGUAGAAAAAGAAUGCCCAUCUCAUCAGAUCCCUCCACAUCACUGGUAAGGAGUUGCUAUGCUCUUUCACAAGGAGACUUGCCUGUAAGGCUGGUGAGUCUGACACUUAUCAAGGACAGACUGGAAUCUGUGAGUGUGCUGAACUGGAAUGGACAGAGGUCAGCUUAGUCCAAAGCUCUCAUCUCACAGAAGAAGGGAUGGGCCAGAUGUUACACAAGGAGCUAGGAAGCUGCAGAGUUUGGCUUUCAGCCCGUAUCCUCUGAUUCUACAUUGAGCCUUCUUCUGUUCCCCUGCACUAUAUUUGGGACAGUAGUGACCACCACCCAGAUGCCGUUAGAAUCAGUUCUCUACCAUCAUAAAUCCCAUUGACUUCUUUCCAACUGUUUUCCUGCUGGUUAGUUACCUUGCUGGUAUCCAGUUGCCUUUCUUGAUGGCCUGUCUUCUCUCUUCCUAGCCUCUUUUUCUCUGCUUCUCUUUCUACCUCUUCUUCUUUCCUCCCAUUUCCAGGGGACCAUAUCACAUUAGGCUCCAGGGAAAGAGGUGCCUCAGUGUAGGUUACUGUUGGCACAAAGAGUGAAAAGUAAAUGGCUUAAGAUUUUUUUAUGUACUUUUUUUAAUAGCCAGCAUUUAUUGAGUGGUCAGGAGAUGUUAGAAAUUCUACUUCACUUGUGUUAUCUCAGUAGUCCUGUAAGCAGUGAAAUAUAGUAGCUGCUCUCCUCUAUCAUAUAGAUAAAGAAGUGAGGCUCAGAAAGAUCACAUAACUUGCACCAAGCCCCACCAAAUAAGCAAUAAAAUAGUGUCUGACUCUUGAAACACAAGCUUAUCUACUGAGCUAUAUUAUCUGUGGAUCCUAUUCAUUUAUUUUUAGAUCUAGGAUCUUGCCCCUCACUAGAAAUUUAUACCUGUCAUCUCUAAACCCUACUUCCAUGCAUGAGUACUUGCUGGAACUUAAAAAUACGCAAACAUUUGUAAUGUUAUUGCCCAACAGAUACUUGGUCACUCUUACAUGAAGAGAGAAGAUGGAGCAGUGUAAAAAGUUUUGCUGAAACUAAUGAGUGAUUGUCCCUUAACACAAAAAUGUAAACCAGAUCCCAAGAUGUGUACUAGUUUUUUGUUUUGGCUUUAAUUGUGAUUUACAUGCAAAAUCAUGGGAUUUUUGUUUGUUUAAUUGAAUCUGAUCACACUCCAACCCCUUCUUUUAUACUUAUGAACAUAAGUAUAGUGGGGUCCAGAAGAGUGAUUCCCUGUGGAAAACUACUGGUGGAGUCUGCAUUUGGUCCUCUGUCUUCCAAUUUCCAGUCUCCUGCUCAGUCUAGUAAACCAUGCUGACAGGCAAAAUUUGGAUUUCUUUUGCAUCGCAAUCUUUUAUGGAAGUUAUGUAACAAAUGAUUGGCAUUCUUAAUCAAGGAACUUUCCUAUGUUUGCAAUUUUUAUGAGACGAAUGUUUUGUGUAGCCUUUGAACUUUUUGAAUCUCAGUGAAUUUUCUGAAACAGGAAUAUGCCUGUAUCCCUAUGGCAAAGGGUAGCAUCCGGGCAGGGAGCACACUUCUAGAAAGGAAGCAGAAGACAGAUUUGGAAAUGGACACAUUCCCCUUCUUCCAAAGCCUCUACAUUUCCACACAGUAGUCUUUGAGAACUUCUUAUAUGUCAGGCAGUGUGCUAGGUGCCUUACAUUUCUAAUAUCCAAAAUCCUUUAGGGGUUUAUUUCCAUUUUACAAGUAAGGAAACUGAGGCUUAGGGAAGUUAAGUCUCUUACCUGGGUCACACAGUAAGUUGUAGAGAUAGGGUUCAGACUGCAGUUUGCUCGACCUAGAAGUUCACGUUUCCAUUAUCCUGUAUUAUGUAUCAUCUGAAGGGCUAUCAUCUUGGUUAAAGAGGAAAACUUUGUUAUAUGUGUGAAUUAUGUUCAUUUCAAAAUUUUUUAAAUGAGCACUUCCAGAUGGAGCUUCCGUUUCCCUAGCCUAGUCUGAGGUGAACAGCAGUGUGGCCUUGAACCAAGGAAAAUCAGAUUGGAGCAUGAAACAUAAUUUUCCAUUUGUCUUAGAUAAAAUCCAAGUUUCAGCAUUUUUCACAGACAUACUUAGUUUUGGUAGAAAUGCUGAGUUGUAGAAGGACUUUCUGCCAGCAAAGAUUUUAA